UUUUCUGAUGCUACUAUAUCAGAGGUAUCUCCAUUACUUUCUCGGUGGAAGUUGUAAAUAGAGGUCUGAGCCACCAACACUGCAUGUUGACAGUCGUGGAAUAACUUCAUUCGAAUCCGCGAAGAUUUUUCAUUUUUCUCUGCAAAAUGUUGGCGAAGGUGUUCCGUGCUGCUGCCAAGCAAACAGUCAACCGUGCAUUCUCAGUCAGUGCCUCCCAUGGGAUCAGUUUUGAGCUCAACGAAACCCAAAACCAAUUAAAAGAGACGGUUGAAAAAUUCACUAGAGAAGAAAUAAUUCCCGUGGCCGCUCACCACGACAGAACUGGAGAAUAUCCUUGGGCAAUUGUGAAGAAGGCUUGGGAGUUGGGUUUCUUGAACAGUCACAUACCUCAGGAAUAUGGUGGCCUCGGUCUAGGAACGUUCGACGCUUGUUUAAUUGCUGAGGCCCUGGCCUAUGGAUGUACGGGAAUUAAAACAAGUCUUGAAGCGUCCGGUCUUGGACAAGCACCAAUUAUCCUAGCUGCCAACGAUGCCCAGAAGAAGAAGUACCUGGGACGACUCAUUGAAGAGCCACUGGUGGCUGCAUACUGCGUGACAGAACCUGGUGCGGGCUCAGACGUAGCUGGAGUAACUACAAAAGCUGUGAAGAAAGGAAACGAAUGGAUCCUGAACGGCACAAAGAUGUGGAUCACCAAUGGAGGUGUGGCUAACUGGUACUUUGUACUGGCCAGGACCAAUCCAGAUCCUAAAACGCCAGCUAGUAAAGCAUUCACAGGAUUUAUAGUAGAGAGAGACUUCGCGGGAGUCACGCCAGGUCGCAAGGAAAUGAAUAUGGGUCAGAGGGCAUCAGACACUCGUAUGGUGACGUUUGAGGACGUUCGAGUGCCAGCGGAGAACGUUCUCCGCGGUGAGGGUGAUGGUUUUAAGAUAGCUAUGGGUGCAUUCGACAGAACGCGUCCCCCAGUGGCGUGUGGUGCCGUUGGUCUUGCUCAGAGAGCCCUCGACGAGGCAACCAAGUACGCACUCGAGCGAAAAACCUUUGGUGUACCAAUCGCCCAACAUCAGGCGGUCGCUUUUAUGCUCGCAGACAUGGAAAUUGGGGUGCAGACGGGGAGACUCGCCUGGAUGAGGGCAGCCUGGGCGUCUGAUCAGAAGGAUCCAAAUGCAGGAGUCCUUGCUAGCGUUGCCAAGUGCUAUGCUUCUGACAUGGCUAACAAAGUUGCCUCUGAUGCCGUACAGAUAUUCGGCGGAGCUGGGUACAACUCGGAGUAUCCAGUUGAGAAGCUCAUGAGAGAUGCCAAGAUUUAUCAGAUCUACGAGGGGACAUCGCAGAUUCAAAGACUCAUCAUAUCUCGUCAAUUAUUCAAAGAUAUGAAAAACAAAAUGACAUAAUUGUUAUUUUCUGUUAAAUUUUAAAGAGAAUCGUCUUUCAUCAAUGGCAUUGUGCCAUUACCGAUAUUAUUUUCUAUAUUUUUAUGAUAGAUUAUUUUGAUAAGGGAGUGUGCAAGUAUUUUUUUUGUGCAAAUCUCGCAAAGGGCGAUGACUAUCCUCUGAACGGUCAAAGAACACAGUACGUGAAUUUUUUUUUUGCAUCAUUUGGAGGUAUGGCGCCGAAAAAUCCUAUCCUGUGAAGAACAUUGUUCCCAUAAAUGAGGAACCUUGUUUUUUAUUGCAAUAUGUAAGAAAUUUCUCUUUACACAGCCGUGAUAUAUUUUUGAAAUAUAUAUUUUUUCCAUCUA
Molecule: messenger RNA, 1738 nt
Organism: Diachasmimorpha longicaudata
Lineage: Eukaryota; Metazoa; Arthropoda; Insecta; Hymenoptera; Braconidae
Gene: Mcad
Product: medium-chain specific acyl-CoA dehydrogenase, mitochondrial
Exons: 7
Coding region: 147-1391 (414 amino acids)
Biological process (GO): medium-chain fatty acid catabolic process
Cellular component (GO): cytoplasm; mitochondrion
Molecular function (GO): medium-chain fatty acyl-CoA dehydrogenase activity; flavin adenine dinucleotide binding
Source: RefSeq, a predicted model, not a curated record